AUGCUGCCUGGGGUCCUUCUCAGCUACACCCCCAAGAUGGCAGCAAACAGCAGCAACACGGGGAGCAAACCCAGCAACACCGGAGGAAAACCGUCCGGUCCGUCGGCCGAACAGGUGGUGGCAACAUUUCAGAGGAUGCGUCAGGAGCAGCGCAGUAUGGCUUCCAAAGCUGCAGAGUUGGAGAUGGAGAUCAACGAGCACAAUUUAGUAAUUGAGACCCUGAAGGAUGUGGACGCUUCGAGAAAAUGCUUUCGUCUAGUAGGAGGAGUGUUGGUGGAGCGGACGGUAAAAGAAGUUCUACCCGCCUUGGAAACCAACAAAGAACAGAUCUCCAAGAUAAUCGAGUCCAUCAACACACAGAUGCAGUCGAAAGGACGGGAGCUCACAGAGUACAGGGAACGCUAUAACAUCCGGUUGGUGGGAGAGGGUGAAGCAGAAGGCCAAGGCCAGUCAGCGGCGUCUUCCAGGGACAGCGAAGGAGGCGGGUCUAAAAGCGGAGCUGGCGUUCUAGUGUCAUAGUUUGAAUUAAGAGAGGGCGACAGUAGGGGCCUUAUGAUUUCUGCAGCACUGAAAACACAGUUGGAGUCACAAAAUCUAGGUAAUAAAAAUGUAACUUUUCGCAGGAUAACUUUGGUUUUGACGACAUUUCUGCAAAAUCAUAAUGCACUUGAUAUUGAACCAGUACACAUAGUUCUUUGCUUAUGUAUGUGAAUGCUAGUGCAUGUAAAAAUUAAGGGUGUUCGUCUUGCAUUUGCCUUUCAGUGAAUCUGACUUUUUUUUUAUUUCUGAAAUACUGUGGCAUAAAUUAAACAAUUCAAGUACUUGUUUUAGUCUUAGUAUUAUUUACACAUGAGCAAGUAAUAUUAUUCUGUCUCAGAUUACAGAAAUUGUUAUUUUUCUCAUGUAACAUAUAAUUGCAGAGGCGCUGGGUUAAAAGUUUAAAAAUAUUUUCAAAUACCUUUUUAGAUAGAAGUAUACGCGGUUAUUAAAUAAAAACAUCACAAUGCGUCUAUAAACCUUUGCAUUUUGUAAACUUCAGAUUUUGGACUAACAACUUAAAAAAUUAGGAAAAAUAAAAGCUGAUUUCAUAAGGUCCUAAAGUAGGUUGAGCUUUGCAAAGAGUCACCCAGCUCAGGUCCUGGAAGGCAUUUUGACAACGUGUGUUAUGAGCAUGAACAAGAGAUUAUACUGUAAACAUGGCACUAAAGACCAAAAUGAAUUAGCUUUGUUCAAGUCCCCCCCCCCCCGUCCACUCUGUGGAACAUUUUAUUCACGAAUUGUAAAAUUGUGUUCACAUGUAAGCCACGCACAGCUGGUUUGUACUCAUUAUGCUGAUGUGAGGUCGGUCUGUGAUCAUUGGUUCCUAAAGUGCAUGCUGUGAUGUGACAAGAAGUCAGUGCUACCACCACAUCUUAAGAAUAAAGCCCUGUCAUUGAAAACACAAUAAAACUUGUACAUGCUUCAACGUGAAGUGGCUGAAUUAAUCUUUUAGCACAGUCUAAACUGAGGAAAUGCCGCCUAGGACCUGAUGUGUGCACUGUUUAUGUAGUUGUAAAGACACAAGUGUUUUUGUUGAUGGUCAUGAAUUAAAGAAUGUGACAAUUGUG
Morone saxatilis (striped sea-bass) is the source of this 1607-nucleotide messenger RNA. RefSeq names its product prefoldin subunit 2 (gene pfdn2). Gene Ontology annotation, molecular function: protein folding chaperone. NCBI's taxonomy places the organism in Eukaryota, Metazoa, Chordata, Actinopteri, Moronidae. The record is from RefSeq and is a predicted model, not a curated record. Gene Ontology annotation, biological process: protein folding. Gene Ontology annotation, cellular component: prefoldin complex; cytoplasm.